AAGAAAAGAGAGAGAGAGAGGCUCAAUCAAAAGCACCAACCAAAGUUACACCAACUUCUUCUCACAUCAUCACAAACAAAAACCAAAGAGAGACACAUCAAGAAAGAAACAGAGCAACCAUGGAAGAGAGAGAGAAGAAAAGCAAGAAGAGUAAAAAGAAUAAAGACACCAAAUCCUCGCCGGACAUCUCCUUCAAACCUUCCUCCGACGUCAAAGGCCUCAAGUUCGGCGGCCAGAUUAUCGUCAAAUCAUUCACUAUCCGUCGAGCAAGAACACUCGAGCUCCUAAGACUCCUCUCCCUCCCUUCUCCAUCAUCUCCGCCGCUUCUCUCCACGGCGGCGUAUAUACCGACGAACUUCACGAUCUUAGCUCACCAAGCAUGGCACACACUAACCCUCGGACUAGGGACAAGAAAAUCCAAAGUAGUGGUCUUCGUGUUCGAGUCCGAGGCGAUGAGGACGGCGGUGGCGGCGGCGGCCGGAGGAAUCUGGCCGUCGGAGAUUCCGCUCGGUGACGUGAACAAGAAGAUGAUCAGAAAGUUAAAGAACUGGGAGAUGGCGAGAUUCAAGUUCAGGAAAGGGUGCUUAACGUUUUACGUCUACGCCGUGAGAAACGCCGGAAACGAAGGUUUUGCGGCGGCGGAGGACCUAAAGGUAAUUUUACAAGCGGUGGUGGCUUUGAAAGACUUCAUGGAUCACACGGCGAUGCUAGUAAUGCCCCACCAGAAAGCUAUUAAUUACAGUUCUUGUCCUCCUUUUGCCAUGGCUCACUAGUAUAAUUGAACUGUCCCUCUUCUUUUUCAUUAUUUUUGACUUCUUUUUUUUAAUAUACAAAAGUUAGUUUUUAUUAUUAUUUAUUUUUGGUUCCCUGAUGAAUUGAAAACAGGGAUUGUUAUUAAUAUGAGUUUUUUUGGUGGAAGAUUGGUUUGAAUAAGAUCAAAAUUGUUUUGUGUUGGAUU
Raphanus sativus (radish) is the source of this 958-nucleotide messenger RNA. RefSeq lists its product as uncharacterized. The transcript has a single exon. The record is from RefSeq and is a predicted model, not a curated record. NCBI's taxonomy places the organism in Eukaryota, Viridiplantae, Streptophyta, Magnoliopsida, Brassicales, Brassicaceae. Bases 120 to 773 code for a protein of 217 amino acids.